AUGGUGCGCAAGCCGGAGCUUGUGCCGCCCCCGCUCUCCCAGGCUACCUACCAUCCUCCCUAUCCCACCACUCCGCCCGACGAGCACCCACCGCCACUUCCGCACGACGCCAACGGCUAUCAAUUUGUCUCGCACGAAGACGCCCGCCGCUCCGAGAGCGACGACGACAUCAGCUCCUCCUCUGACUGGGACGAGCCCGACGACGACGAUGAGGACCAGAAGGGCAACAUUCCCGCGUCGCUGAGGCCUGGUGGCCAUCGUCCGACCUCGUCCCAGCAGGCGAAGCCCGACGAGCUGCCCGCCUUGCUGAGGGUAGGGCCUCCGGGUGGCUCGCCCGCCCCGCGCAUAUCCAUUGACUCGGAGGACGACAGAGCCAAGGCUGAGGAGAAGACCGACGAGAAGAAGCCCGACCCUCAGCCCUCAGUCUCGUCGCCCCCGCCUGCACUGGCCACGCCGCCUCCGCCUACCGCCUCGCCUCCGGCUGUUCCCGCUGUGUCGACGCCUCCGCCUGCGACGAACGUAGCAUCGGAGUCCCCCGCGACUGCCGCGUCCGAGCGCCGGCCUACCAUAACCCUCAAAUCGCAGAACCCGUACCUGAACAUCCAGUCUCAGUCGACGGGCGAAAGUGCAGAACAGGAUGGCGUGCCCAAACCCUGGUCGCAACAAGAGUCGAUCCCCCAGGAACCCAUUGAGAUGCCUUUGGACAACAGCACCCCAGUGGAGCAGUUUUCAAACAUGUCUCUGGCAAACACGGCUGAGGACAAGGCGCAGUCACCGGGAGCUAAGCCUCUUCCGGGUCUUCCUGGAGAUGUUGUCAAGCAGACAACCGCUGAUGUCAGUCCGACCGCACCCACGGCAAAUGCACAGCGCCAUGACUCGGAUGCUUCAAGCGUCUUCUACCCCGGCAUGGACGUCUCCUCUCUGGACGGGCAGAGCUCGCGAACUCGUGGCCUUCCGGAAGACUCGGAUGCUCAACCGAGGCGCACAUGGCAGGAGCAACAGGCGUGGGAAAAGAGCGAAAGGGAGAGAAGAGAGCGUGAGGCCGCCGAGGCACAAGAGCGAGCUUUGCAGGAGGAGAGGGAGAGGCAAGCAGAAGAGGAGUGGCACAGAGGUGAGGCUGCCGCGAAGGCUGCUGCCCAGUCGCAGCCUCCCGCUCAGCCCGCCGCAGAGACUGCUCCACCGCUGCCUCCUCGGCCGGGAACGUCGUCGACUACCGCCGAACAGGCGCCAUCGCGUUCGCAAAACAUCAGCACCGCUGAUGGUCCCGCCGGAGAGGAAUCCCCAGACACAAGGCAGAGGAAGGAAAACUACUCUAUCAAGCACAUCCGAUGGUUCGACAGUCAUACCAACAACCUGCGCGAAGCCCCUGUUCUGACGCAGAACGCCAAUGGCCCCUGUCCUCUCUUGGCUCUCGUAAAUGCGCUGGUCCUUUCGACUCCACCGCGUCAACAGUCAAGCUUGUUGGAGGCCCUGAAGACAAGGGAGACCAUCAGCCUUGGCUUGCUGUUGGACGCCGUGUUUGACGAGCUGAUCACUGGUCAAAGAGGCACUGCCGCCCAGGAAUUGCCUGACGUGGGUGAUCUGUAUGCUUUCCUACUCGCGCUGCACACCGGAAUGAAUGUCAACCCGCAGUUUGUCGCGACUGGGUCCGAGGAUUUGAUUGACCAUGCCACGCCACAGGGAAAGUCCAACCCUGGCAGCUUUGAGCAAACCCGAGAGAUGCGACUCUACAGCACCUUCAAUGUUCCUUUGAUCCACGGGUGGAUGCCGCCUCCAGACUCGGUUGCUUAUGCGGCUUUUGGCCGCUCCGCAAAGACUUACGAAGACGCGCAAAACAUUCAGUUCCACGAGGAAGAGCUUGAGGCAAGGCUCUCGACUUCGGGCUUGUCGCCCCAGGAACAGAACCUGUACCAAGACUUGCAAGCAAUCAAAGAGUUCCUACAGAGAUACCCAACGCAGUUGACCGAUUAUGGCUUGAAGGUCAUGAAGGACAGUUUGAAGCCUGGUCAAUUUGCCAUUCUUUUCCGCAACGACCACUUUUCCACCAUCUACAAGGAGCCUCAGUCUCAGAAGGUGUUUUCUCUGGUCACUGACACGGGCUACUCCAGCCACGAGGAGAUAGUGUGGGAGAGUCUGGUUGAUGUCAGCGGUAGAGGCAGCGAGAUGUUCUCUGGUGACUUCCGAGCAGUCAGCCACAACCAAGGGACGGGUCCAGAGCGGCCGAUCCGAAGCCUUUUGGAUGACGAGCCUCCUCGGCAGACCAGUGGCUUCCCCAACGGCGGAGGCAUCACCUAUCCCCAGGAAAACGGCACGGUCGGGGCCGGCACCGAACAGGAGGAUGCCGACCUCGCACUGGCUCUGCAGCUUCAGGAAGAGGAAGACGAUCGCCACCGGCGCGAGGCAGAGGAGCGCCGGCGGCGGGAGAACGAGCUCUCCCACAACUUCCUCUCCAACGAAGCGAGCUCCAACGCCGGCCGGCCCGGCCGCAUCACCGACCCCAUCCGCGGCUCAGACGUCCGGCCGCUCAUUCCCCCGCGCCGCAACAACGUCCAGACCAACCGGCCGCGGGUCGACGGCGAAGAACCGCCGCCGCCGACGUACGAGCAGGCGGCCAGCUCCCCAGCAUACGUGCCCGGACAGGGACAGGGCCUGCCGAACCCGCCGCAAGGAGGCGGUGGCGGCACGCCCGGCCAUGGGCGUGGACAAAGCGCUUACGCGUCGACCAGCCAGGGUCAGAGCUAUUUCAUUGGCGGGAGGCCCAGUGGCCGCGGCAGGAGAACGAGCCAGCCGGCGCCGGCGGCUGGCAGCGCAGCAGCAGCAGCAGCGGGGCCCAGCACGCCCGCUGCUCCCCACGGCCGGAGGCAUAGCGGACAGGGUGGCCCGGGUAAGGAUGAGAAGUGUGUUGUCAUGUAA
Diplodia corticola is the source of this 2913-nucleotide messenger RNA. RefSeq lists its product as uncharacterized. Gene Ontology annotation, cellular component: cell periphery; cytosol. Bases 1 to 2913 code for a protein of 970 amino acids. Gene Ontology annotation, biological process: protein K48-linked deubiquitination. Gene Ontology annotation, molecular function: cysteine-type carboxypeptidase activity; K48-linked deubiquitinase activity; cysteine-type deubiquitinase activity. NCBI's taxonomy places the organism in Eukaryota, Fungi, Ascomycota, Dothideomycetes, Botryosphaeriales, Botryosphaeriaceae. The record is from RefSeq and is a predicted model, not a curated record. The transcript has a single exon.